This is a messenger RNA of Acinonyx jubatus (cheetah), 1954 nucleotides long. It is a transcript of the gene TRIM21, whose product is annotated as tripartite motif containing 21. Bases 191 to 1684 code for a protein of 497 amino acids. Lineage: Eukaryota; Metazoa; Chordata; Mammalia; Carnivora; Felidae. The transcript is spliced from 7 exons. The record is from RefSeq and is a predicted model, not a curated record. Gene Ontology annotation, molecular function: protein binding; zinc ion binding.
AGCUCCGCCCUGCGCAUCACCCUCUCCUCCCAAGCUCCUCCCACUCCCUGCCCCUCGGCCCGCCUCCCUUUCAGACUUGCCUCUGAAGGAAAAUCGAAAGUGAAAUAGGGAACUUGCCGCCAGCUGCGGACUCGCCUGAAAAGGCUUCCGCAGGCUCUCCACAGGGCUGCCUCAUAGGAACGUUACCGCAAUGGCCUCAGCAGCGCGCCUGGCGAUGAUGUGGGAGGAGGUCACUUGCCCUAUCUGCCUGGAUCCUGUCGUGGAGCCUGUGAGCAUUGAAUGUGGCCACAGCUUCUGCCACGACUGCAUCUCUCAGGUCGGAAAAGAUGGGGGCGGCGUCUGCCCUGUGUGUCAGCACAUCUUCUUGCUCCAGAACGUCAGGCCCAACUGGCCGCUGGCCAACAUGGUGGACAACCUUAAACAAAUUGACCAGAGUGCCAAGGAGGGCAUGCAGCGGGAGCGGUGCGAGGUGCACGGAGAGAAACUGCACCUGUUCUGCGAGGAAGACGGGAAGAUCCUUUGCUGGGUGUGUUCCCAGUCCCAGAACCACCGUAACCACCACAUGGUCCCUAUUGAGGAGGCUGCUCAGGAGUACAAGGAGAAGCUCCAGGUGGCAUUAGGGAACCUGAGAAAAGGACAACGGUUGGCGGAGGAGUUGGAAGUGGAUAUUGCAAUGAAGAGAGCAGCCUGGAAGAGUCAGGUUGAGACACACAAACUGAGGAUUCACACAGAGUUUGUGCAGCAGCAGAACUUCCUGGCUGCAGAGGAACAAAGACAGCUACAGAAGCUAGAGAUGGAGGAGAAGGAGCAGCUGAGAAUCCUGGGCGAGAGGGAGGCCACACUGGCCCAGAAGAGCCAGGCCCUGCAGGAGCUGGUCGUGGAGCUGGAGAAGAGGAGCAGGGGCUCAGCCCUGGAGCUGCUGCAGGAGGUGAAAAGUGUCCUGGGAAGGAGUGAGUGUUGGAACCUGAAGAAUCUGGACAUCACCCCUCCAGACCUGAGGAGUGUGUGCCUCGUGCCAGGGCUGAAAAGGAUGCUGAGGACUUACGGAGCCCCUCAUCCUCAUCCCCAACCAGAGACACCAGGUUCCUCAUUCCCCACACUCUCCCAGCCUGACUCUGGUCCCCUCUCUGCAGUACACAUCACUCUGGAUCCAUACACAGCCAAUCCGUGGCUCAUCCUGUCAGAGGAUCGGAGACAAGUGAGGCUUGGAGGCAGCCGGCAGGAAGUGCCUGAAAAUGAGGGCAGAUUUGACACUUAUCCCAUGGUCCUGGGUGCCCAGUUCUUUGACUCUGGAAAGGUUUACUGGGAGGUAGAUGUGACAGGAAAGGAGGCCUGGGACCUGGGUGUUUGUAGAGACUCUGUGCGGAGGAAAGGGCAUUUUUUGCUCAGCCCCCAAAAUGGCUUCUGGACAAUUUGGCUGUGGAACAAACAAAAAUAUGAGGCUGGCACCAGCCCCCAGACUCCCCUCCACCUUCGGGUGCCUCCAUGCCAAGUUGGGAUCUUCCUUGACUAUGAGGCCAGCACUGUCUCCUUCUACAACAUCACUGACCACGGCUCCCUCAUCUACACUUUCUCCGAAUGUGCCUUCGCUGGACCUCUGCGGCCCUUCUUCAGUACUGGUUUUAAUGAUGAAGGAAGUAACUCAGCCCCUCUUGUCCUCCGUCCAUUGGGGGUGGGUUGGUAGGGAUCCUCUGACCACUGGUAGCACCCCCUCUGUGGGUGCCCUUCUCAGCCACUGACCCUGCCUCAUCUCCGCAUGAACUCUGAACCACUUUGUCUCUGCAGACCUGUCAGGACACCAGCAAGCAGACUUUGGCAGGGACUUCACUGAAAAUUUAUGUCAGAUGACCUUCACCAUCAGCGUCCCUCCCUAGAUUGCUUUAUAAUUCCCUCUAUGAAACAAACUAAUUGGCCCAAAUCUUCUGGAUCAACCAAAACAUGUUUCUGCCUUCUU